Arachis ipaensis is the source of this 735-nucleotide messenger RNA. Lineage: Eukaryota; Viridiplantae; Streptophyta; Magnoliopsida; Fabales; Fabaceae. The record is from RefSeq and is a predicted model, not a curated record.
AUGGUUCACAUGACAACCUUGAGAAUUGUAUUGGCCUUAGCCGCGGCCAAGCAGUGGCACAUCAAACAGUUAGACAUUAACACCACUUUCCUUCACGGCGAUUUGAAUGAGGAAGGGGUUACCAUCAUUAUGGUUUAUGUUGAUGACUUGGUUUUGACUGGUGAUGACUUGGAUGAAAUUGAUAGAAUCAAAAGGUUACUUGAUCUGCGGUUUAAAAUCAAAGAUUUGGGUGAUUUAAAGUAUUUCUUAGGAAAGGAAGUGGCCAGAUCCUCCAAAGGAAUUCACAUAUGUCAGAGAAAAUAUGCGCUUGACAUCCUCAAAGAUUUUGGGUACUUAGAUUACAAACCUGUUAGCACGCCUAUGGAUUACACUUGUGCUUCCAAAUUGUCAAGAAAUAGUGGCACUGCUCUACCUGAUCGCACUCCUUACCGACAGCUCAUUGGAAGACUAUUAUACCUAACUAAUACACGGCCAGACAUUGCUUAUGCUAUGGGGCGACUUAGUCAGUUCAUUGAUUGCCCAACUGAUGAGCACAUGCGGGCAGCUUUUCAUAUGUUAAAAUACUUAAAAGGAUGCCCGUCCGUUGGUGUUUUUUUUUUUUUAGCAGACAAUGACCUCAAGCUCACUGGUUUUGCUGAUGCCGAUUGGGCAACAUGUGCAGAUACUCGAAAGUCUAUCACUGGCCACUGCUUCUAUCUUGGAAGUUCCUUAAUUAGUUGGAAGAGUAAGAAAUAA